Ectocarpus sp. CCAP 1310/34 is the source of this 920-nucleotide messenger RNA. The record is from the annotation of a GenBank genome assembly. Lineage: Eukaryota; Phaeophyceae; Ectocarpales; Ectocarpaceae.
GACAAGAAAGAGUAGUGUGCGACGCAAACAAGAGCGGCACACUGAGACAGCCGGAAGCGGUGGCCAAAGCUCCCUUUCUGCCGACAGUAGUGCCGAAUGUAUGCAGCAGCAAGAAGAGGUUGACGCGGGCGACGAACCCCACGUGGAGCAAGAGGAGAAGGAGGACACCACCGCCGCCGACGCAGCCGCAGCCCCCGCCGCCCCCACCACCCCCGCCGACAUGGUUUUUGCGGAGCUGCACCAGCUUUUUCUGCAGCAGCGCCAGCAGCACGACGAGACCAGGAGCUUCUCUAUCUACAAAAAAAGAGGUGCAGCAGCAACACCAGCAGCAUCGUCUGGAGAAACAGCGGCAGCAUUAGCAGCAGUCGGAGCAAGAGCGUUUUCUGCAGACGAUGCUGCAGAAAAUGAAGCAGCAGACACAGCUGCGACCGAAGGCGGGGGAGGUUCUGUGGAAAAAGAGAGGAUGGGCCCGCCGGUGGAGCCUCGGCCGCCGCCGGUGGAUAUUCGGGCGCAGCUGGAGAGGGCGAGGGUGGGGUCGUCCAAGCCCAAGCAGAGGAGGCCGCCGCCGGAGAGCACGGGCGGAGCCGGUCAUGCCCAAGCCGAGCCAGCGGACCAGGAGGGGGAGGGCGGAGGGCUGCACGGAGGACACGCUCUCGCGGAGGCCCGCGGCCAGAAGCGUGGUCUACCGGAGAUAUGUUGCCAGGCCGGGCUUUCUUCACCCGUUCGUGCGGAGAAAGAGGGGUGUUCGGCGUCCCCGCUCCCCUCGAGAACAAGGGCGACAGUGACACGAGACCUCGGUGGCAACUGCGCCUGAACGCCGGCCGCGUAUGCUGCAGCGGGGGAAGCACGGGCGGCUACCUAUUUUUUUUUGGGGCCUAGGGGCUGUGCCUGUGGGGGGGUUGAAUGGGGUUUAUGUACAC